UAUUUGGCUAGUUCCAUUAGACUACGUCGCUUGAACAACGAGUCUCCUCAACCUAUAUAUCUGUCUUCUCCUCCAUCUCCAUCCUCCAUCUCUCUCUCUCUCUCUCCUGCGAAUUGAACAGCCAACACAAAGCGCGUCAUGGCGAUAAGGACGGUGAAAGUCAAUAACCUUUCCUUGACAGCAUCUGAGCAAAACAUAAGGGAGUUCUUCUCUUUUUCCGGUGAAAUCGAUCGUGUUGAAAUGCAUAGUGAUGAUGAACGGUGCCAGAUUGCAUAUGUUACUUUCAAGAAUCCUGAAGGAGCAGAGACUGCAGCUAUGCUUUCGGGUGCGACCAUUGUCGAUCAGGCAGUCACUAUAGCUCUAGCACCAGAUUACAAAGAACCAGAUGAUGCUUCCUCAUUUCCGACUGAAACUGAGAACAAGGGAGCUGCUGCUGCAUCUCCUGUCCAGAAGGCAGAGGAAGUCGUAAGCAGCAUGCUAGCUAAGGGAUUUGUCUUAGGCAAAGAUGCGCUUAACAGAGCAAAAGCAUUGGAUGAGAAACACCGUGUCACUGCAACUGCUACAGCAACAGUUGCUUCUAUAGACCAGAAGAUCGGUCUAAGUGAAAAAUUCAGUGCUGGAACAACUGUAGUGAAUGAGAAAAUGAAGGAAGUGGACCAGAAGUUCCAGGUUUCGGAGAAGACAAAAUCUGCAAUAGCAGCUGCGGAGCAGACAGCAAGCACUGCAGGGUCCGCCAUCAUGAGUAACCGUUAUGUGCUGACUGGGGCCGCAUGGGUCGCUGGUGCAUAUAGCAGGGUCACCAAGGCAGCUGGGGAAGUGGGGCAGAAGACACAAGAGAAGCCAGUGGCUGAGGAGGAAUCACAGGGAAGGAAAACCUGAAAGGAACCUUUGAAUUCAACAAAAAACUGCUGACGUGAUAGCAUCCUUCGGGAUCCUGUCGGCUCAAGGUUUCUUAACUUGAUUUGGUAGUAUCUUUGGCUAUAGAUGUUUGGUAUUUCUAAGAUCUUGGUGUUGCUGGUUGAUAGGAGUUUUGCGAGCUUUUGGAGAAAUUCAAAUAUAUACUCACGGGCCUGUUUAUAAGUUGAGCUUGAAACUGCGAUAAAUUGGGAUAACAACCGAAUUCUUCUCUUUGCGUUGCAAUGGAACCUAGUUUGUAGAAUAAGCUCUUAAAUCAA
Molecule: messenger RNA, 1175 nt
Organism: Eucalyptus grandis
Lineage: Eukaryota; Viridiplantae; Streptophyta; Magnoliopsida; Myrtales; Myrtaceae
Product: binding partner of ACD11 1
Exons: 5
Coding region: 139-879 (246 amino acids)
Molecular function (GO): RNA binding
Source: RefSeq, a predicted model, not a curated record